GCAGGGGCCGACCGGUCAAAAGCACUGCUGCUCCACACCACCCCACCAUCCCCAUUCCCCAACCCCCAAAGCCGAGCCAGCGAGCGAACCACCCCGCCCGCAGCCGCAAGCAAGCAGGCAGGAGCCGCCGCCUCCUCGGCCUCUCGGCGGCGUGUGACCGGCUGACCGACCGUUCCGUCCAGCCCACCAUGGAGGCGCCGCCGGGACCGGAGCCCAUGGAGCUCGACGCGCCCCCUCCCGCCGCCGCCGAGGCCGCGGCGGCGGUUCCCCCCGCCGGGAGCGACAAGAAGAAGGAAGGGGAAGGGGGAGACGCUGUUACGGGUCAUAUCAUCUCCACCACCAUCGGUGGGAAGAACGGCGAACCGAAGCGGACCAUCAGUUACAUGGCAGAGCGUGUCGUGGGUACAGGCUCAUUUGGGAUCGUCUUCCAGGCUAAGUGUUUGGAGACCGGAGAGACCUUCGCCAUCAAGAAGGUGCUGCAAGAUCGGCGAUACAAGAACCGGGAGCUGCAACUUAUGCGUGCCAUGGAGCACCCCAACGUCAUCUGCCUGAAGCACUGCUUCUUCUCGACAACAAGCAGGGAUGAACUGUUUUUAAACCUGGUCAUGGAAUUUGUCCCAGAGACCCUAUACCGAGUCCUGAAGCACUACAGCAACGCGAACCAGAGGAUGCCUCUUAUCUAUGUUAAGCUGUACAUGUAUCAGCUUUUUAGAGGCCUAGCUUAUAUUCAUAAUGUACCAGGUGUCUGCCAUAGGGAUGUAAAGCCCCAAAAUGUUUUGGUUGAUCCUCUCACUCACCAGGUCAAGCUCUGUGACUUUGGUAGCGCAAAAGUCCUGGUUCCUGGUGAACCGAACAUAUCUUAUAUAUGUUCUCGUUAUUAUCGUGCCCCGGAGCUCAUAUUUGGCGCAACGGAGUAUACUACUUCAAUAGACAUAUGGUCAGCUGGUUGUGUUCUAGCUGAGUUGCUUCUUGGUCAGCCACUGUUUCCGGGAGAGAGCGCAGUUGAUCAGCUGGUAGAGAUUAUCAAGGUUCUUGGUACUCCAACCCGGGAGGAGAUAAGAUGCAUGAAUCCCAACUAUACUGAGUUCAGGUUUCCUCAGAUAAAGGCUCAUCCGUGGCACAAGAUUUUCCACAAGAGAAUGCCUCCUGAAGCUAUAGACCUUGCUUCCCGUCUCCUUCAGUAUUCACCAAGUCUUCGCUGCUCUGCUCUUGAUGCAUGUGCUCAUCCCUUCUUUGAUGAGCUGCGGGCGCCGAAUGCGCGCCUACCAAAUGGCCGUCCAUUCCCUCUGCUCUUUAACUUCAAACAUGAACUAGCAAAUGCAUCUCCGGACCUCAUCAACAGGCUUGUACCGGAGCACAUUAGACGGCAGAACGGUGUCAACUUCGGGCAUGUUGGGAGCUAGGAGGGCAGGCGUUGCGAUGGUCGAGUUUUUGGUCUUGGUUCCCCAUGUGCAGGGCCGAUGCAAGCGAAGGUGAUAUUGCACCAUCUGGAGAGGAGAGAGGGGCUCAGCAGUACCAGAGAGAAGUGAGUAUGUAAAUUAUCUGACCGUUAAGGAGUACCGCCAGUGUUAAGCCAGUAACUGGCACAUGUUGGUCCAGUAGUUAAGGGUAAGAAUGUAGGUGGAGACUGGUUAAUGCUUAGGGUUGUUUUUGGUUAUUACCAUUUUGUAAUGUUCGUUGGUACUUCCCCAGCAGUAGUGUAGCUGCUCCUGUUUUGUUCGUCCGCCAUGAUGUAAAUGAUCAUCACCCAACUGCAAUGUCUGUUCUCUCUGAUCGUUUCUUAGUCC
Sorghum bicolor (sorghum) is the source of this 1787-nucleotide messenger RNA. Its product is annotated as shaggy-related protein kinase GSK1. The transcript is spliced from 12 exons. Gene Ontology annotation, biological process: protein phosphorylation; signal transduction. Lineage: Eukaryota; Viridiplantae; Streptophyta; Magnoliopsida; Poales; Poaceae. The coding region runs from base 189 to 1403 and encodes 404 amino acids. Gene Ontology annotation, cellular component: cytoplasm. The record is from RefSeq and is a predicted model, not a curated record. Gene Ontology annotation, molecular function: protein serine/threonine kinase activity; ATP binding.